This is a messenger RNA of Adelges cooleyi (spruce gall adelgid), 1101 nucleotides long. Its product is annotated as putative dioxygenase Mb0100. Lineage: Eukaryota; Metazoa; Arthropoda; Insecta; Hemiptera; Adelgidae. Gene Ontology annotation, molecular function: oxidoreductase activity. The transcript has 5 exons. Bases 137 to 970 code for a protein of 277 amino acids. The record is from RefSeq and is a predicted model, not a curated record.
UUGUGUACCUACACUUAUCUAUGGAGUAUGGUUACAAAUUAUUACAAUUUAACGUUUUAUUAUUAUAAGGAUUGUUCUUGAGAAAUAAAUAUAAUAUAAUAUAUAUAUUAUAAAAUGUUGCGCAGUUGUUUUUUUAAUGUUUAAAAAAUAUAUCGUCAAAAUGGAAAAAGUUAUUAAACAAUUGGGUUGUGAAGUUCGUGGAAUUGACUUGAAAGUGGAAAGCCGACCUGAAAUUAUACAUCAGAUAAAAAAAGAUGUCAUAGAACAUAGAUUAUUGAUUUUUAAAGAUCAAGGAAUUAUAAGCGGUAACAGACAUGUUGAAAUAAGCAAAUGGUUUGGCGAAUUAGAGUCUACUUUUUAUAAACAUCCAAAGUCACCCCAUCCGGAUGUAUUCCGUGUUUCAAACGAUGAGAAUGAAGGGUGUACAGGUGUUGGGCGCUCGGGUUGGCACAUAGAUGGGACGUUUCAGCCUGCGCCAUUUGCUUAUUCUUUGUAUCAUAUGGCAUCUGUUCCCAAAGAAGGUGCAACUUUAUUUGUUCCUCUAACUGAACUUAUUGAGAGUUUGGAUAAAAAAACAUAUGAAUGGUGGAAUCAAGCUUGGAUGGAGAGUGAUCGUAGGUCUGGGCCCAUACAUCCAUUAAUUUACCGUCAUCCGCAAUCAGGGAAAAAAGUACUAUGUUUUCAUUUGGGAAUGACCAGUAAUUUUAUAUGGAAUUACAAACAGCCAUCACAAAAGGUUGCCACAGAUGAAGAAUGUCAACAACUUUUUAAUUCAAUAUAUAAUGAAAUUAAUCAAGACAACGGGAAAUAUAUUUAUGAACAUAAGUGGGAAGCUGGUGAUUUUAUCAUAUCCGAUAAUUUAGGUGUUGGCCACUUUGCUCACUCUAGUACGCAAGCACCUACAAGUGAAGUUGGUCUAAGAGUACUACACAGAACUACCGUAAAAGGAACCAUUCCACCAAAAAAAUAAUUUAUUUAUUUUAUCAAAUUUAUAUUACCAUACUACACUAGCCAAAAUGUUAAAAUAUAUCAAUAUUUAUAAAAUAUGUUUUAAUCGUGAUUGUGAUAUAUUAAUAAAUAAACUAUUAAGUGUUAAUUUAA